Messenger RNA from Phyllostomus hastatus (greater spear-nosed bat), 2123 nucleotides. It is a transcript of the gene UBIAD1, whose product is annotated as UbiA prenyltransferase domain containing 1. Gene Ontology annotation, cellular component: endoplasmic reticulum; Golgi membrane. Bases 261 to 1271 code for a protein of 336 amino acids. Gene Ontology annotation, biological process: menaquinone biosynthetic process; vitamin K biosynthetic process. The record is from RefSeq and is a predicted model, not a curated record. The transcript has 3 exons. Lineage: Eukaryota; Metazoa; Chordata; Mammalia; Chiroptera; Phyllostomidae. Gene Ontology annotation, molecular function: prenyltransferase activity.
CCGGCCUCCAGAGGCGGGCGCACAAGAUGGCGGCCCCAGGAGCCCCAGGAGCCCCAGAAACCCCGGGGAGGCGGCCACUUGUCAACCUUGGGCUCUAGUUCCGGGCUGGAGUCCGGAAACAGGCUUCGCUCAAGUGGCAGGAAGCUCGAACGGUGCUACUGCGCCUCGUGGGGUGCCAGGCCUGCUUGGUGCUGCCCCGGGGCCCUCUGCCUCCCCGGCCCUGCCCCGGGGCGGAACUGGUGGAAGCCACGUGCACCUUCAUGGCGGCCUCGCAGGUCCAGGGGGAGAAGAUUAGCAUCCAGGCAGGAGAGACGGCCGGGGACGGGGAGCUGCAGGGGAACGACUGUCUGGAAUGCGACAGGCCCCUCCCGCGCUCCUGGAGGCAGAAGUGCGCGUCCUAUGUGCUGGCCCUGCGGCCCUGGAGCUUCAGUGCCUCACUCACCCCGGUAGCCCUGGGCAGUGCCUUGGCCUAUAGAUCCCAGGGCUACCUGGAUCCCAGGCUGUUGGUGGGUUGUGCCGUGGCAGUUCUGGCUGUGCACGGGGCUGGCAAUUUGGUCAACACUUACUAUGACUUUUCCAAGGGCAUUGACCACAAAAAGAGUGAUGACAGGACCCUAGUGGACCGGAUCUUGGAACCCCAGGAUGUUGUCCGGUUUGGAGUCUUCCUCUACACUUUGGGCUGUGUCUGUGCCGCUUGCCUCUACUACCUGUCCCCUCUGAAGCUGGAGCAUUUGGCUCUCAUCUACUUUGGAGGCCUGUCUGGCUCCUUUCUCUACACAGGAGGCAUUGGAUUCAAGUACGUGGCCCUGGGAGACCUGGUCAUCCUCAUCACCUUCGGCCCGCUGGCCGUGGUGUUCGCCUACGCCGUCCAGGUGGGGUCCCUGGCGGUCUUCCCACUGGUCUACGCCGUCCCGCUUGCCCUCAGCACCGAGGCCAUCCUGCACUCCAACAACACCAGGGACAUGGAGUCCGACCGCCAGGCGGGCAUCGUCACGCUGGCCAUCCUCAUCGGGCCCACCCUCUCCUACGUGCUCUACAACACGCUGCUCUUCCUGCCCUACCUGGUCUUCAGCAUCCUGGCCACGCACUGCAGCAUCAGCCUGGCCCUGCCGCUGCUCACCAUCCCCAUGGCCUUUUCGCUGGAGAGACAGUUCCGGAGCCAGACUUUCAACAAACUGCCCCAGCGGACCGCCAAGCUCAACCUCCUGCUGGGGCUGUUCUAUGUCUUCGGCAUCAUUCUGGCACCGGCGGGCAGUCUGCCCCGCCUCUGAGGGGACCGAGGAGCUGCUCCGUCGCCCUGCGCCCCUGGGCGUGCGUGUCUCCUGGGCAGGCCGAGCGUCUCAGGGGAGAAGGCGAUUUGAGAAUGAGGGGCCUAAGGGUGGCUUGUGAACGCCCACCUUUUUUAAAUUAUUAAGUUCUUAAAGAUAACGUUUUUGUUUUUGUUUUGUUCUGUUUCACGGUGAAUCUUAAAGCCACUCUGGUGUCAGCUGGUGAGCUGGCUGCUUGGCCCUUGUUUUAUUGAUGCUUUCCACUAGAGGGUGCUGUCGGGUCACUUUAAAGUGGACUAGAGGGCCCUGAGACUGGGGAGGAGCCACCUGAGCUGGCCUGCAGUCUCCAAAGGGCAGCAGUAACCUGGCCACAUGUCCCCCUGUUAUCUUGGUCCUGAAGGGUAUGGUAAUGACUGGUGUCAGGCCCCGUGAUCCCGAGAGCACCUGUCUCUUGCUCUGAGCCACUGCCUGAGAGGGUCCCUCAUUAACAGCCGAACUUGGCUGCCGGCUAUUUGCCCAAAUUGUGAUGCAGGGACUUUUGUCCUUCAUUUCCGCUUUCUCUUCCUGCCACAGUCAAGGAAGAAUGUCAGAUCACCCUGCAGCCAUACAAUCAAGCUAGUGACUGGCAAGGAAAAAAAAAAAAACCCACCCCUGGGGCAGCUGAGAAAAUCAUGCUCCGGGAUAGAAGUCGGGCGUUCCCCCUUGUAGAGCCCGCUGGGGUCGCGGGAGGACUCCCAGCCCUCUCAGUAACCACGGGGAGCCCUGGAGUUGUGGAGACGCUGCCCUCCCCGCCAGCUGCGUUCAGCCCACAAGGUGUCUUGGUGCCCCGCCCCCGCCGCCUCCCCCAGCGCCCCC